AUGGAAGUCCCAAGACCAGACGGUCCUGAUGAUAACAGAGGGACGAAUAUCUUUGUUGCAUGCUGGGUCUUGACCGGCUUUGUAUUCUUCGUGCUCUUGUUCCGAUAUGGCGUCAAAGCUUGGAUCUCGUGGCUGCUUCCCUGGGAAUGGGGAUUGGGAAGGCAUUUCUUCUAUCUGACGCCGAUAGAAAGGAACCAAGCCAUGAAAUAUGACUUUGUCUCUCAACCCUUGGGCAUUUCUGCGUCGAUGUGGUCUCGAACGGGCGUGAUUAUUUUCCUAUACACAUGCUUCGCACAGAACCGAAGGAGUCUCCGAAUCAUCGUCAUCGCCUGCCUCGUUGUACAGAUCGUCGUCAACCUCGUCACAAUCCUUCAAAUCAUCUUGCAGUGCGGACCCCAUCCAUAUCGACUAGUCGAUCGGGCCUCUUAUUUCCAUUACAUGUGGGAUCCUCUACCGGCGGACGGCUCAGUUGUGUGCCAGUCACCGUCAGUGCAAACAACUAUAGGCUAUGUCCAGGGCGCGUUCAACUGUACCAUCGACUUCGCGCUGGCCUACCUGGCGUGGUUCGAGCUUUGGCAGUUCUUGUUCCGGGGAGCUAAGAACAGCAGCGAAAAUUCGAUCGUAACCCGGUUUAAGAGACUCGAUCAUAGGAUCCGGAAUCAACGACUCUGGCAGACAGCGUUGAUCUGCGGCCCAUUGGUGUUGUCGGCUGUUGCCUCGAUAGUCAAGACAUACCUUCUCACAGCUCUGGGUAACAGACUGGAUUUUACCUGGAACAUUGUUCCUUUCAUUCUCUGGGUCAAGAUCGAGAACUACUGCAUCCCUAUCGCCAGUACGGCUCCGAUCAUCCGCAUCUUCAUCCGCACCUUUAUCGACCACCGCGGCGCGGACCAGGAAAAUGGCCUCGGCAGCAGUGGAGCCGGACGCAGCGGUACCGGUGGCCUCCGCUCCAAGCUCUCGAGGGCAGGCCACACGAUGGAACUCAAGAGCACCCAUUCUCAAACCCGAUCGCAUGUACAGCCCGACAGCAAAUGGAUCGUGCAAGAGUCGGACGAAGGAGGAAGCGAGACGGCGCGCGGGCCGAGCAGGCAGGGCUCGGAGAAUGGGCUAAUCUUCCCCGAGCACGAGAUUCGCAUCAAGCGCGAGUACGAAGUGCGGGUGGAGGAGAAGAGCAACAUACGUCCGUCGGCCACGGGGAUGAAGAAGCCUCAUGUUCGUAGCGGUGAUACUUGGGCGUAA
Molecule: messenger RNA, 1239 nt
Organism: Exophiala spinifera
Lineage: Eukaryota; Fungi; Ascomycota; Eurotiomycetes; Chaetothyriales; Herpotrichiellaceae
Exons: 5
Coding region: 1-1239 (412 amino acids)
Source: RefSeq, a predicted model, not a curated record